Molecule: messenger RNA, 1239 nt
Organism: Ascochyta rabiei
Lineage: Eukaryota; Fungi; Ascomycota; Dothideomycetes; Pleosporales; Didymellaceae
Product: Cellulase
Exons: 2
Coding region: 1-1239 (412 amino acids)
Biological process (GO): carbohydrate metabolic process
Molecular function (GO): hydrolase activity, hydrolyzing O-glycosyl compounds
Source: RefSeq, a predicted model, not a curated record
AUGGUCCACUACGCUAUUCUCGCAUCUGCUCUUCUGAGCAUCGCCGCCGCACAAUCCCUUGGCAAAGGCAAAGAAGUGCAUCCUAAGCUCACCACUUACGAGUGUACCAAGAAGGGAGGCUGUAAAGCGCAGGAUUCCUACAUCGUUCUCGAUGCAGCUGUCCACUCGAUCCACCAGAAAAACGACACCACCAAGGGCUGCGGAGACUGGGGCAAGGCAGCCGACCCAACCGCAUGCCCUGACGAGAAGACCUGCGCAAAGAAUUGCAUCUUGGAACCCAUCAGCAACUAUGCCGACUACGGUAUAACCACCAAAGGUGCAAGUCUACGCAUGGACUUCUAUGGCAAGGACAAGAAGUUCCAGAGCCCGAGGGCGUAUCUUCUUGCUAAGGGCGAGAAGAACUACGAGAUGCUGAAACUGACUGGCAAGGAGUUCACAUUCGAUGUUGAUGUGUCGAAGCUGCCUUGUGGCAUGAACGGUGCUCUGUACCUUUCCGAGAUGAGGGCAGACGGCGGGCGUUCGAGCUUGAACCCUGCAGGCGCGGCCUAUGGUACAGGAUAUUGCGACGCUCAGUGUUUCGUCACUCCUUUCGUCAACGGUGUUGGUAACAUCGAUGGUUCUGGCGUCUGCUGCAAUGAGAUGGAUAUUUGGGAGGCCAACAGUCGCUCUACCCAGAUCGCACCCCACACGUGCAGCAAACCCAGUCUGUUCAAGUGCCAGGGUGCUGAGUGUGGAGCCACCGGUCUUUGCGACAAGAACGGCUGCGGCAAGAACUCUUACCGUAAUGGCGUGAAGGACUUCUACGGCCUCGGUCUCAAGAUCGACACCAAAAAGCCCUUCAGCGUGGUCACCCAGUUCCCGGCCAAAAAUGGUGUGCUCCAGUCGAUCGAGCGCAAGUAUAUUCAAAAUGGCAUUGUCUUUGAGGACCAGCCCAAGAACAUCACGAUGAACGACGCAUACUGCUCCACACAGGGCGCCGAUACGUUCAUGAAGUUGGGUGCCAUGAAGGGCAUGGGCGAAGCGCUGAGCCGUGGUAUGGUAUUGGCGAUGAGUGUUUGGUGGGAUGAAGGUGGCUUCAUGCAGUGGCUUGAUGGCGGAGAAGCGGGUCCUUGUGAUGCUACUGAGGGAGACCCAAAGAACAUCGUCAAGGUGCAGCCAGCACCUUCGACUACUUUCUCUAACAUCAAGUGGGGAGAAAUUGGGUCAACGUUCAAGGGAAGGAAUCAGUGGACCGCAUAG